UUGGAGGACUGUCAACAGCAAGAGGAUGGCAUCAGAGCUGGCAAUGAGCAACUCCGACCUGCCCACCAGUCCCCUGGCCAUGGAAUAUGUUAAUGACUUCGAUCUGAUGAAGUUUGAAGUGAAAAAGGAGCCGGUGGAGCCCGAUCGCAGCAUCAACCAGUGCAGCCGCCUGGUCGCCGGGGGAUCCCUGUCUUCCACCCCGAUGAGCACGCCUUGCAGCUCGGUUCCCCCCUCUCCAAGCUUCUCUGCGCCCAGUCCGGGAUCAGGGAGCGAGCAGAAGACGCACUUGGAGGAUUUCUACUGGAUGACCGGGUACCAGCAGCAGCUGAACCCCGAGGCUCUGGGCUUUAGCCCAGAGGACGCCGUAGAGGCGCUGAUCAGCAGCAGUCACCAGCUCCAGACCUUUGAUGGCUAUGCCAGAGGGCAGCAGUUCGGCGGCGCAGCCGGGGCAGCGGGCGCCAUGGCCGGGGAGGAGAUGGGGUCAGCGGCCGCCGUGGUGUCCGCGGUCAUCGCCGCAGCCGCAGCCCAGAACGGCGCCCCCCACCACCACCACCAUCACCACCACCACCACCACACAGGGGCACACCACCCGAGCUCCGGCUCGCAGUCCGGCGGCGGCGCGGGGGGCAACCACCAGCACCUGCGCCUGGAGGAGCGCUUCUCGGACGAGCAGCUGGUGACCAUGUCGGUGCGGGAACUGAACCGGCAGCUGCGGGGGGUCAGCAAGGAGGAGGUGAUCCGCCUGAAACAGAAGAGGAGGACGCUAAAGAACAGAGGCUACGCGCAGUCCUGUCGGUACAAGCGGGUCCAGCAGCGGCACGUCCUGGAAGGGGAGAAGACGCAGCUCAUGCAGCAGGUGGACCACCUCAAGCAGGAGAUCUCCCGGCUGGCCAGGGAGAGGGACGCCUACAAGGAGAAAUACGAGAAGCUCAUCAGCACCGGCUUCAGAGAAAACGGAGGCUCCAGCAGCGACAACAACCCUUCAUCUCCAGAGUUUUUCAUGACGUCGAGAAAAUUCCUCCAUCUGUGAUAGAGACCCGUGUUCUCUUGGUCCCGCCAGCCUGGAGACGGAGAUGUCUUAACCCUGGAAUGCUGUUUCUUGAACAACCUACGGCACCUGGACUGCCAUAAAGCACAAUGUCUCAAAAAGCUCCCCACCCCUCCCAGCGGCUUUGAGAAAACCAGUCCACAGAAAAACCCCAAAUUCAGAGUUCAACACUAAAGAUCGUGAUUUAAAAACUAACGAGGAGCCGGAAAUUCUGUUUAAAACAGCAAAGGAAGACACACCGAAACGAAACACCUUGUAGUUGUAAAUAAAACUCGCCACCGUCUCRAUUCAGAUUGCCAAAAAAAUCAUUCCACAUAUCUCCACGUUUUAAUUAUGUCUUUACAGAGUACAAAUGAAAGAUAGUUCAGUUUGAUAAAAGAAAAAAAAAACAAUUAAGCCCACCCCUACAAAUCAGGAGGUUGUAAAUACUGUACAGACAACAAAUAGGGACGUUGAUAAGAAAUAAAAUUAUUGCAAAUAAUGUAUAUAGCCAUAACAACCAUACCUCUAGUCUGUUUGUAUACCCAUGAGUGUCCGAUGCCCACUCGUUUUUAUUUCUUUUUG
Messenger RNA from Austrofundulus limnaeus, 1612 nucleotides. RefSeq names its product transcription factor Maf. The record is from RefSeq and is a predicted model, not a curated record. Gene Ontology annotation, molecular function: RNA polymerase II cis-regulatory region sequence-specific DNA binding; DNA-binding transcription factor activity, RNA polymerase II-specific. Gene Ontology annotation, biological process: regulation of transcription by RNA polymerase II. Gene Ontology annotation, cellular component: nucleus. NCBI's taxonomy places the organism in Eukaryota, Metazoa, Chordata, Actinopteri, Cyprinodontiformes, Rivulidae.